AUGGCGCCCAGCUCGGAAAAGAAACUCGUGGUGGUCAUUGGCGGUACCGGCAUGGUCGGUGGUUCAGUGGCGCUCUCCCUGCAAGGAAACCCCCAAUUCUAUGUACGCCUGACCACUCGAGAUCCAUCAGGGCCCAAAGCACAACGCCGCAUCCAACAGGGCUUUGAGGUUGUCAAAGCAGACUCGUGGAAUGCUGCUGAGCUGGACGCUGCUUUCAGGGGCGCCUAUGCAGUUUUCCUCAACACAGACUCAGACGACAUCAACUUCAAGAAUGAAGUCGGCCCUCCUGAGUCUGCUAUGGGAAAAAUUGUUAUUGAUGCUGCGACUCGACAGGGUGUUAGGCACUUUAUCUUUCAGUCACUUCCCCAGGCCAAUAAAAUGACCAACGGCGAAGUUUCUAUCGUGUCUUUUGACAACAAGAACGCCAUAGCCGAUUAUGGACGAAAGGCCGGGUUCAUAUCUUUCGUUGAAGUCAACCUUGGCUGGGCCAUGGAUAUCUUUUGGAUGGAAACCUAUGGCAAGGCCUUUGGCGGGUUUGCCACCAUUCCGGACAAAGACGGCUUCCUUACACUGAGGCUUUUCCCGAUGGAAAGGGUUCCUUGGUCUUCAGUCCGCGACGACUACGGCGACGUCGUUCACGGUGUUCUUCUUGACCCAUCCACAUACAACGGUCAGGGAAUCUGGGCCAUAUCAGACCAUACGACAUUCCAAGAUGUCGCGGAUGCAUAUAACCGCGUCACGAGCACGCAGGUCGCGCGGUACAUGCCAGAGCUUGAGCCGCUCAAGGCGGCUACACCAGGAAAGACGAAAGAGGUAAAUGGUCUGCGCAACUACUGCACAUAUAUGAAAGGAAAGUACUGUAAUGGGCAGGUCACAAACGACGAAUUGCUGAAGCAAGGACGUCGACUGAAGGAGAUUGGGGCGCGGGCGAGUGGACGCACUGGAAAAGAUGUUCAGUUGCAGACCAUUGAGGGCUUUAUUCGUGCAUACGGUCCAUCCAAGGCCUCCAUCAAACUCUAG
This is a messenger RNA of Fusarium oxysporum Fo47, 1020 nucleotides long. RefSeq lists its product as uncharacterized. The coding region runs from base 1 to 1020 and encodes 339 amino acids. Lineage: Eukaryota; Fungi; Ascomycota; Sordariomycetes; Hypocreales; Nectriaceae. The transcript has a single exon. The record is from RefSeq and is a predicted model, not a curated record.